AUGCUCUCUCGCAAAGACAUCCGCCCCAAACAAACACGUCUCCUCCUCGAACGCGGCCUGCUGCCCGUCAGCGUUGACUACCGUCUCUGUCCCGAAGUCAGCCUUACUGAGGGCCCUAUCCCAGAUGCCUGCACCGCUCUCAAAUGGGUUCGAACCGUGCUGCCAAGCUUCCGCCUACAACGACCGGAUAUUCAUCCCAAUGGCGACAAAGUGGUCGUAGUUGGCUGGUCAACCGGCGGGACGCUGUCAAUGAUGUUGCCCUUCAGCGCCCCGCAACGUGGUAUCCAGCCUCCAGACGCAAUUCUGGCAUUCUACUGUCCUACAGACUACGAAGCGGACUUUUACCGGGAAGCGAACUACCCUGAAAACACAUCUGGGACUGUUCCGGAAACCUACGAUCUCCUGGAAGGUGUGAAAGAACAUCCGAUUACGGGCUACAAUGUUCCCGCGCACAAGGGCGCGACAGGCGGGUGGAUGUCUCUCUCUGAUCCGCGCUCGAGGAUCGCAUUGCAUAUGAACUGGAAGGGACAAGCGCUUCCGGUGUUGCUCAAUGGUCUGCCAUCCAAGAAAGGAUUACUGGAUGCCGGAGACAGUGCAUCGACGACGAACUGGCUCGAUCUACCGCAGCCUAGCAUGGACCGGGUGCGAGCUGUGAGUCCAUAUGCGCAGAUCGUCAAGGGAAAUUACCGGGUGCCUACGUUCUUGAUCCACGGUAUGCGGGACGAUCUCAUUCCGUGGGAGCAGUCAGUACGGACGACCAAUGCGCUCGCUUCUCAGGGGGUGGAAGCAGGUGUAGCGAUUGUUGAGGAUGCAGUUCAUUUGUUCGAUCUCUACAGGGAUCCUGAAGGGAAGUAUUGGGAUGCUGUUUUGGAGGGAUAUGAAUUUUUGUUGAAGCAUUUAUAA
Molecule: messenger RNA, 903 nt
Organism: Penicillium riverlandense
Lineage: Eukaryota; Fungi; Ascomycota; Eurotiomycetes; Eurotiales; Aspergillaceae
Exons: 1
Coding region: 1-903 (300 amino acids)
Biological process (GO): proteolysis
Molecular function (GO): serine-type peptidase activity
Source: RefSeq, a predicted model, not a curated record